GCAAUCCCCUCACCGCUCUCUCUCUCUCUCUCUCUCUCUCUCUCUUCAAAGUUUUACCCAAAAACCCCCAAUCGUUGUUUACUUCCCGAACACAACUGCUCGUUUAUAUAUGUGUGUUCCUAUAUAUAUAACCUUAAGAUACACAAAUAUACGAACACAUUGCAAUUAUUCAAAUUGAUUUGUAUCUGUAUUCUGUAUAUAGCAGCAGACUUCUUCCCUCUCAAGUCUCAUCUCUGGGUUUUUUGUUUCUCUAUCCACCCAAACACAGAAAAAAAAUAAAACCCCACAAAUUCGCUCCAAAUUCGUCUCAAAGGUAUUACAACUCCAUUCUAAUCGAUUGAAGAAUUCAUCUCAAAACCCAUUUCUUUUUUCAAUUUCUGGGUCUUCAACCGCUUGUUCUUUCCCUCAGGGGAUCAGAAGUCGAUUGGUGUUGAUAGCUUCUUCGAUUCAGUUCUCAUUCAACAGGAAUUUGGAGGGCAAUUGAGAUAAAGGGGAAUUGAGGAUGUUGGGAGAAUUCAUCACCAGAGGACUCAUUCUGGUUCUUGGAUAUGCGUACCCUGCGUUCGAGUGUUUCAAAACUAUGGAGAAGAACAAAGUCGAGAUGCACGAGCUUCGAUUUUGGUGUCAAUAUUGGAUCAUCGUGGCAGUGUUGACGGUCUUCGAGCGGGUCGUGGAUAUGUUCAUCUCGUGGUUGCCAAUGUACGGUGAGAUGAAGCUUGCCUUGAUUAUCUACUUGUGGUAUCCGAAGACAAAGGGAACUGGAUACGUGUACGAAACUCUAUUGCGACCUUACGUGUCGAUGCGUGAGUCGGAUAUUGAUCGGAGUUUGCGGGAGCUGCACGCCAGGGCAUGGGAUCUGGCCCUUUACUACUGGCAGAAUUGUACAAGCCUGGGGCAAACCAAAUUCUUCGAGAUUGUUGGGUUCAUCAGUGCUCAAUUUGGAAAGGUUACCAAGGCCAACAAUGAGACGGCUGACCAACAUUUGCAAAGGCUGGCUAACCAACCUCAACAGAACGGAAGGCACGACUACACACCUUCAGCUCCUCCUCUCUCUCCUCCCAGGUCUUCAUUCAGCCUAUUUCCUAAGCAACGCAAGCAACCCUCCGACCACCACAGGCGGCCGCCAAUGUCGCCACCCCCGGGCAAUGGAUACCAGUGAAUUAGAUUCCGGUGUCAACAAUAGGCUAAAUGGUUCCAAGGCCCAGAUUCUGGCGAUUCAAAGGAUUCCAUUGAAGAAUUGUAGAAAUAGAUAAAUGAAAAAACAUAUCAAAUUUAGUGUUCAUAGUAUCCUAAAAUACGGUAAUUCAUUUCAUUUUUUCGUUUCUUCA
Molecule: messenger RNA, 1328 nt
Organism: Rhododendron vialii
Lineage: Eukaryota; Viridiplantae; Streptophyta; Magnoliopsida; Ericales; Ericaceae
Product: HVA22-like protein j
Exons: 7
Coding region: 503-1159 (218 amino acids)
Source: RefSeq, a predicted model, not a curated record